UAGCCGAUUAUUAGCUGACGCGUAUAUCAGUCACGUGCGCGUUCUCGUCACUUUCGGAAGUUUUCCGGCAAUAGUAAUUUCUCAUCGCGCGCGAAUACCCGCAGUGACGUCUAGGACGACCGUGCUAAAUAUAAACGACGACUAUUUAUAACGAAAUUAAGUUGCACCCGUAUCGUCCGUCGACGUUGUCUCGUGCGCGCUUGCCUGACUGUCGGUAACGUUGAUUAAUCCGCUGUUGACCGACGAGAUUGCUCGUCGCGUUAUACGCAUGUAACGAGGAGUAAUCACGGAGGAGAGAGUCCGGGCAGGAUGUAAUCAUCGAGUGUUUUGCUGGACUGGGCGUGCUGUUUAAUUCACCUCUCGAGCGACGCUCUCUUCCGCGCGCAUUAUCGGCUAUAAUCGUGUGACACGCGCGUAUUUUAAACUAUCUCCGAUAACAUGUCAUUAACGUCUUGGCUGGUGUAUUAACAAACAGUGUCUAAAUUUACAUAGCGAUAACGCGCACUGGAAAAUCGUCUAAACGACCGUAGAAUACGGAAGAUAACGCUCCUAGAGAUAAGCGUGGCUAAGUUUCAGGAAAGAUGGUGGCUGUAUCAGAGAGAGGAUACUUCCAUUGGAUCGAUUGGCUGGUGUUUGCGCUUAUGCUCGUCGUGUCCGCGGCAGCCGGCUUAUGGCACUUCAAAAGGGCGCAAAAGUCGAACACGCAGGACUACUUGCUCGGAGGGAAAAGCUUAGGGCUCUUCCCCGUGUCUGCGUCUCUCGUUGCCAGCUUCAUAUCAGGCGUGACGAUUCUGGGCACUCCAGCGGAGAUCUACAACUUUGGUACACAAUAUUGGAUCACGAUCAUAUCGAUCUUCUUCGCCGGCAUCGUGGUCGCCACCAUUUACCUUCCGGUCUUCACCACCCUGAGGCUUAGCUCCGUUUACGAGUACUUGGAAAUCAGAUUCAGUCGAGCCGUGCGGAUUCUUAUUUCUUUCAUUUUCGUCUUCGACGUGAUACUCUACCAAUCGAUCGUCGUCUACGUCCCCGCGCUGGCUUUGAAUCAAGUGAGCGGUAUCGACAUACAUUUGAUCGGGAUGAUCGUCUGCGCCGUCUGUGUAUUCUAUACUGUUUUGGGCGGUAUUCGAGCGGUGGUCUGGACGGAUGCCCUACAAGUCGGCGUGAUGGUGGCGGCUGUAAUCUCGGUGACCGUUUUGGGAACUUAUCAGAUCGGUGGGAUGUCCGAAGUCUGGAGCAGAGCUGCUAAACUCGAUCGCAUCGAGUUCCUCAACUUCGACCCGUCGCCCUACACCAGGCACACCGUCUGGACGGUGUUGUUCGGCUCUUGGCUGUACUGCGUCGCAUAUAUCUCCGUCAAUCAGACCAUGGUGCAACGAUACAGGUCAUUAGAGAGCACAAGAAUGUCUCAGUGGUCCAUCGCGUUAUUUACCAUCGGCGUAAUGGUGUUUGUCUCGUUGUGCUGUUGGUGUGGACUGGUCCUCCUCGCUUGGUGGUCGCCGCCGAAAUGCGAUCCAAGAGCUUCCGGUUUAAUUACGGCCGACGAUCAACUGCUGCCGGCUUAUGUCAUGGAGAUAGCUCACCAUUUGCACGGGAUACCCGGUCUCUUCGUCGCCGGGAUUUUUGGCGCAGCGCUCAGUUCGUUGUCAGUGGGCCUCAAUUCGACGUCCGUUGUGAUUCUAGAAGACUUUGUGAAGGGUUGCUUCAACAUGAAACCUAGCGAACAAUGUUCCAACAUUUUCGUAAAGGUGCUCGUUGUCGUGCUUGGCCUGAUCGCGUUGAGCUUCAUUUUCCUGGUCGAGAAAUUGGGCGGAGUUUUGUCCGUGACCAACGGUCUGGCCGCUGUCGCCGCCGGUACUUCUUUCGGCGUCUUCACUUUGGGAAUCCUGUUUCCAUGGGCAAAUUCGAAGGGCGCUUUUAUCGGCACCAUCGCUGGAUUUGUGGUAUCCGGCUGGGCCAGUUUCGGGGCGAACGCUGUCAUCGGUUCAGGUGUCCUGAUACCGAAGAAACUACCGGUACCCCUCUCGCACUGCGGAAACAUCAGCCAAGACUUUCUAGAUAUGUUCAAGCAAUCCGACGAUGCGAACGUGUUCCCGAUGUACCGGUUAUCGUAUCAUUGGUUCGCCCCCCUCGGCACGGUGGUGGUGUUGCUGGUAGGCGGAUUGGUCACUUGGAUAACAGGUGCGACAGAUCCCUCGUCCGUUGACAGAUCCUUGCUCUCGCCGGUGAUUCACAGGUGGUUACCGCAACAAAAGUAUUCGAAUGGGAUUAAUGAAUGCUGUCGACAGGCGUCGAGCGAUCAGCAAACGUCGACGGAUUUAUUCCUCACGAAUCUGCGUCGGAAGUCGCAUCCUGACGUCAAGAAAGGAGAAAAUAUAAUCGCAAAUGGAUCGUUAUGACUAACCGAUGGACUAUGUCAUAGUGAAGUGGCCCAAAUCGCGAAAUUCCCGAAUCCUUCCAACAACUUCGCCAUCUUCUUUUCUACAGUUUUUUAUUUUCCACGUGCGCAUUUAUGAUUGCGAAACAGACAACUAUUAGGAAUGUAGAAAAUAAGCGCGUGAACCUCAGACUUCUUCCAUCAUCAAUUAUAACGUGCAAAUUGAACGCGAUCGCGGUUGCACCGAGUUUCUUUUUUCAGAAGCGUCUAGAUAAGAAAUGCAAAGUGAUAUUUUUUAUAUCAGUAUAUAUAUUAGGUGUACAACUUUGCUUCCGCCAUUUUCCUAUAGAUGGCUUUAGCGGUAAGUGGUGGUCGAAAUAAAUAGAUCAUAGACGUCAUACAAUAAACUUGGGCAUCUGUC
Odontomachus brunneus is the source of this 2795-nucleotide messenger RNA. Its product is annotated as sodium-coupled monocarboxylate transporter 1-like. Gene Ontology annotation, biological process: transmembrane transport; sodium ion transport. Bases 582 to 2396 code for a protein of 604 amino acids. Lineage: Eukaryota; Metazoa; Arthropoda; Insecta; Hymenoptera; Formicidae. Gene Ontology annotation, molecular function: symporter activity. Gene Ontology annotation, cellular component: membrane. The record is from RefSeq and is a predicted model, not a curated record. The transcript has 15 exons.